AUGGGGAAGCUUUCUCUUGCUGCUACUCUUCUCUUGUGCUUGUUAGUCGUUGCAAGUGCCAACACCGUCACCGCCACCGCAACAGAGGACGAGUACGAAAAUCAGGGAUCUCAAAGAUGCCAAGAGCAGAUCCAGAGGCAGAGGUUGAACCACUGCAGGAUGUACCUUUCAAGAAGCCGCCAAUAUUAUGGCGACGACCUGAGCAUGGUGACAGACGACGAUGAAAGCAACCAAGGACAGCAAUUUCUCCAACAAUGUUGCCAAGAAUUGAGGAACAUGGACACACAAUGCCGCUGUGAAGCCCUAAGGAGGAUGAUGAUGCAGGAACGUGGUAGCCGAGGCCAAGAGUCUGAACGCAUGAUGGGGAGAGCUCGUUACCUCCCCCGUAUGUGCAACAUUCAGCCUACUCAGUGCCGCUUCUAA
Nicotiana attenuata is the source of this 423-nucleotide messenger RNA. Its product is annotated as 2S sulfur-rich seed storage protein 1-like. Gene Ontology annotation, molecular function: nutrient reservoir activity. Bases 1 to 423 code for a protein of 140 amino acids. The transcript is spliced from 2 exons. The record is from RefSeq and is a predicted model, not a curated record. Lineage: Eukaryota; Viridiplantae; Streptophyta; Magnoliopsida; Solanales; Solanaceae.